AUGGAGACUUCGGAGUCCAUUGAGAAAGAUGCCCAUGUUUUGCAAGUUCUCGUGCUUGACGGUGGUUUCGUGCGUACCAUCUUUCUCCGAAAUACAUGCUCGUGCCUAAAUUGCUUAUUGUUCGUGAUGUCCAUGGCGGUAGGGAACGACACUGGAGGACAUGUUUCACUGGAACAUAUCUACACCCCUGUGGUCAGCGAAACCUAUCGAUGACAACCUGGCAAUGAUUAUCGACACACAUCUUGCAUUCUUGUGUGCCGGCGCAGAUGUCAUUCUCACCUCAACGUACUAGGCAGCCCUCCUUGCCGCAGACUAAUUACUCAUACGGAGAUGUAGAUACCAAUGUGCAUUCAGCACAUUCGAAUGAUGCGGCUACGGAAAGAACGACGCUAAA
Messenger RNA from Laetiporus sulphureus 93-53, 394 nucleotides. RefSeq lists its product as uncharacterized. Lineage: Eukaryota; Fungi; Basidiomycota; Agaricomycetes; Polyporales; Laetiporaceae. The transcript has a single exon. The record is from RefSeq and is a predicted model, not a curated record. The coding region runs from base 1 to 213 and encodes 70 amino acids.